Sturnus vulgaris (Common starling) is the source of this 2325-nucleotide messenger RNA. RefSeq names its product interleukin 17 receptor E (gene IL17RE). Gene Ontology annotation, molecular function: interleukin-17 receptor activity. The record is from RefSeq and is a predicted model, not a curated record. Lineage: Eukaryota; Metazoa; Chordata; Aves; Passeriformes; Sturnidae.
GGGUGCAGCGGGAUCGUGGGGCUUCCCCUGCCCGCGGCUACUGGGUCCUGGAGGAUGGGUGGGGGGGGGCGCUCCCGGUUUCCGGGGCACCCCGCUUCCGAGGACUCCCAAUCCCCGAAACUUCCUGGCCCCUGGGGCUCGACGCUUCCAAAGACUCCGGAUCCCCGGGGCUCUCCCUGUUUCGAGGACUCCCGAUUCUCAGGGGUUCUCGCUUCCGAGGACUCCGAAUUACCGAGGCUCCCGGUUUGCCGGGACUUUGAAUCCCCGGGGCACCUCCCUUCCGAGUACACCUCCCCGAUUUCCCGGGGCUCCCUCCCUUCCAAGCACUUCCAAUCCCCGGGGCUUCUGCUGCCUGCGGGACCCCCGGCGCACCCGCCCCCCGUCUGCUCUCCUCCUGCAGCCGACAGGACGCUGAGCCGCCCCCGCUGCCGCCGCCCUUCCCGCCCCGGGCCGCCGCUGGAGCCGCCCGCCCUGUCGCUGAGCCGUGCCCGGCUGUGCCUGCCCGCGCAGCCCUGCCAGCCCUGCCUUCGGGUGCGCCUGGCCCUCCCCACCGCAGAGCUCGGCGGUGUCCGAGGACUGCAGCUCACCUUCCUGGAGCUGGGCUCCAACCGGGCUGGCUGGCUGCAGGUUUGGCAGCGACGCCGGAUGUUGGGCAGCUCCGCGUGGCAGGUGCAGUUCGACUGCUUCCCGGCAGAGAGCGGGCGGCACGUCCUCGUCUCCCUUCGCACGAUCCCAGAUCGGGGCUUGGCCCUAAGCUGCAGCCAUCUGGUUACCGCUGAGCCACCCGGGCCUGUCUUUACCCAUGCUUGGGUCCCUGAGGUGCGGGCCAUUGAGGUGUGGGUGCCCGCGGGUCCUGCCCUCAUGGUGCGGCUGUGCCACCAGCUGGCCCUGGAGUGUGAGGAGCUUCCCCGGCCCUUCCACCAGCAGGUGCUGGUGCCAGGAGGUCACCACAUCUCACUGCCGUACGAGUUCCUGGUGCCCUGCCUGUGCAUUGAGGCCUCCUACUCCCACCACGACAGCCCACGGAGAAAACACUGCCCCUUCCGUGACCGGCCAGAUGCCUAUGGUCCCGAGCUGUGGUCCUCAGUGCGCUUCCAUGACUACAGUACCAGCAGCAAGGACCAGAUGGCAAUGGUGCUGAAUGCCAGCUGCCCCCUGCACCCACGGGCCACCCUCUGCUGGAGGGAGGCAGCAGAUGAGGCUGCACCUUGUCACGACAUCCCCAAUUCCACAGCCAGUGAGGAUGAGCAGGUGUACAUACUAGACAAGGUGGACGUGCACCCCCAGCUCUGCUUCCGAUUCUCCUACAAGAACAGUAGCCAUGUGGAGUGUCCCCACCAGUCAGAGACUGCCUGGAAUGUCUCAGUGAGUGUCUGGGGGCUCCAGCUGCGCCUGCACCUUACCUCCCGCAUCCCUGCAGCCUUCAGUGCAGCCCUGUGUCAGCACCGGGGUGGGCAGUGUGAACCCGAGGCCCCACUCUACACUGUCACACAGCCAGAAGGCUCUGCUCCAGGGGAGUUGACGCUGCUGCUGCCAGUGCAGGUCCUGGGCAGCUGCGUGCUGGUGUGGCGCUCGGAUGUGCAUUUUGCUCGGAAGCAGCUGCUCUGUCCCGAUGUCUCCCACAGGCACUUCGGGCUGCUGGGGCUGGUGCUGGCGCUGGGACUGGUGGUGACUGUGCUGCUCCUCAACUGCCGUGGUGCCUGGAGGCCAGAUGAUGGUGUCCCUGGCGGGCGCCCCGUGCUGCUGCUGUACUCGCCAGACUCAGAGGAGCACCUGGGGCUGGUGUGUGCCCUGGCCGAGCGGCUGCGCGCAGGGCUGGGCUGCGAUGUGCGUCUGGACCUGUGGGAAGCGGGUGGCUUGGGUCAGGCGGGCGCCUUGCCCUGGCUCUAUGCCCAGCGGAGCCGCGUGGGUCGCCAGCGUGGCACUGUCCUCCUCCUCUGGAGCCGGGGCAGUGCCCGGCUCUUUCAUCGGUGGCAGGUCGGGAUGGCCGACGGGACGCCCGGAGAUGCCCAUGACAUUUUUGGGGCAGCCAUGGCCUGCCUGCACGGGGAGCUGGGGGCGGCGGGCCGCGGCGGCGGGUGGGUCCUGGCAUACUUCAGCCGGCUCUGCAGCCCCCGCGAUGUCCCCCGACCCCUUCGGCCCCUGCCCACCUACCGCCUGCCCCGACAGCUGCCCGGUCUUCUGGGUGCCCUGCGGGGCAGCCCCCCGGCUCCUCGCCGCUGCCGUCGGGGCAGGGCGGGGGGCCUCCUGCAUCGGCUGCUGGAGGUGGGGGCUGGAGAGGGCAGUCCCCCGCCCCGGCCUUCCGACGCAGCUUCUGGCACCUGA